Molecule: messenger RNA, 1722 nt
Organism: Marmota flaviventris (yellow-bellied marmot)
Lineage: Eukaryota; Metazoa; Chordata; Mammalia; Rodentia; Sciuridae
Gene: Rae1
Product: ribonucleic acid export 1
Molecular function (GO): protein binding
Source: RefSeq, a predicted model, not a curated record
UCUUUCCGCGGUAAUUGGGGCUGUUUCUACCACCAACUGGAGGAGACUCGGGCUCCCGGUGUUUCUGUCCAGGCUAUCUCGCCAGUGCUCCUCCGCUCCAGAGCAGGUCUGCAGGCUCCUCGGGUCCACCCGCUGCCCGCUCCCGGCUGCUCGCCGCGGCGACUCUCAGGCACACGACGCCUCUUAGCAGAAGCUCUCCUGACCGGUCCUCUGCACAAAGGCCUCCCUCGCAGGUUGCUUCGUCGCCCUUGCCGCUGUCGGAAGCAGACACAAAAUGAGUCUGUUCGGAACAACCUCAGGUUUUGGAACUGGCGGGACCAGCAUGUUUGGCAGCACAACCACAGAUAAUCACAACCCUAUGAAGGAUAUUGAAGUAACAUCUUCUCCUGAUGAUAGCAUCGGCUGUCUGUCUUUUAGCCCACCAACCUUACCGGGGAACUUUCUUAUUGCAGGAUCGUGGGCUAAUGAUGUUCGCUGCUGGGAAGUUCAGGACAGUGGGCAGACCAUUCCAAAAGCCCAGCAGAUGCACACUGGACCCGUGUUGGACGUCUGCUGGAGUGAUGAAGGGAGCAAAGUAUUUACAGCAUCAUGUGAUAAAACUGCCAAAAUGUGGGACCUCAAUAGUAACCAGGCAAUACAGAUUGCACAGCAUGAUGCACCUGUUAAGACCAUACAUUGGAUCAAAGCUCCAAACUAUAGCUGCGUGAUGACCGGGAGCUGGGAUAAGACUCUGAAGUUUUGGGAUACCCGGUCAUCAACUCCCAUGAUGGUCUUGCAGCUCCCUGAGAGGUGUUACUGUGCCGAUGUGAUCUACCCAAUGGCCGUGGUGGCGACUGCAGAGAGGGGCCUGAUCGUGUAUCAGUUAGAGAACCAGCCCUCUGAAUUCAGGAGGAUAGAAUCUCCACUGAAGCACCAGCAUCGUUGUGUGGCUAUUUUUAAAGACAAACAGAACAAGCCGACUGGCUUUGCCCUGGGGAGCAUCGAGGGGAGAGUUGCUAUUCACUACAUCAACCCCCCAAAUCCUGCCAAAGAUAACUUCACCUUUAAAUGUCAUCGAUCCAAUGGAACCAAUACUUCAGCUCCACAGGACAUCUAUGCGGUAAAUGGAAUCGCAUUCCAUCCUGUUCAUGGCACCCUGGCAACCGUGGGAUCUGAUGGGAGGUUCAGCUUCUGGGACAAAGACGCCAGAACAAAGCUGAAGACUUCCGAGCAGUUAGAUCAGCCGAUAUCCGCCUGCUGCUUCAACCACAAUGGGAACAUAUUUGCUUACGCUUCCAGCUAUGAUUGGUCCAAGGGACACGAGUUUUAUAAUCCGCAAAAGAAAAAUUACAUUUUCCUGCGUAAUGCAGCUGAAGAGCUAAAGCCCAGGAAUAAGAAGUAGCAACCUGAGACUUCUGGUUGUCCAGAGUUGUUUUCUCUCCGCUCUGAGGGCCCCAGCUAUGGGCACCUCGGCCAUGGACGUGGAUUCCAACCCCUGGAGGAAACAGGUCACUGCUGAGCAGGCAGCCCGGCUGUCCACGGCAACUUGCCGCCUCUGUUCCACUACUUGCUGCAGAGUUUUCUUGUUACUCUAAGGGGAACAAAAUUAUUAUAGAAGUUAGAGUCUUGUGGGCAGUGCCAGGUAUUUUACUGUGCUUCCUUCAGCAGCAUAUGUGUUAGAGAAUUUUGGGAAACCAACUAUCAACCCUGUAUUGUAUUUUGUAAUAAAAUAUUUUGAAGGUU